CCUCUCGGACCCUACCAUAUCGCAAAUGUGGUUCACGCGGCAGGUAUUUCGCUGCUUCAAAUGCGUGGAAAGAUCAGCAGAAAGGCUUACUGGCGCGUCGAUGUUAUCGCACCAACUCUGCGUUUUAGGUUGUUGUCGACGCCCAUAUGUGCCCUUCUUGCCCUGAACACUGUUGCGAAUUAUUAUUGGGCAAUCACAAUACCGCCCGGGUUCGCGGACGAAGAUUUUAGCAUUACGGGUCAAAGAAGGCACCCUCAGCAAACUCGCAGAGUAGGAAAGUGCAUGAAAUGUGGAAGUGUCAAGCCUGAG
Molecule: messenger RNA, 309 nt
Organism: Acaulospora colombiana
Lineage: Eukaryota; Fungi; Glomeromycota; Glomeromycetes; Diversisporales; Acaulosporaceae
Source: the annotation of a GenBank genome assembly